AUGCUGGAUAAUUGCUGUUUUAUGCGGAUUGGUUCGUGUCUGAGUCAAACGGUUUCGGAGAUUGUUGCUUUUGUGGCCGUUGCGGUAUCUCUGGUUACUUCCGUGUUUUGCUACGUAAAGAUCCACUUGAGAUUACAGCGGUACCAGGCUGAAGUAGAAGACAACCCUGGCGAAGGACGGUCAAACGCAGGAGAAGAUAUAGCAGUAGGAAAAGAUGAAGCAGGCGCAAUAACGGGGACAAUAACAGCCACAGAAGAAGGAGCAGGAGUAAAAGGUACAGGAAGGGGAAGAGUACAUGCAUGGACAGGAAAAGGUUCAUCCAAACAAAGAUUAAACGGGAGAGUUCAACUAAACAUCAAACAAUAUCAGAAAACAGUUUCCAGCAUAUUUUGGGUGCAGUUGGCUUUAGUGGCAUGCUACACCCCUUUUAUAAUUGUGUCGAUAUUGAGACAUACAGUACUUAGUGGAUCAGCAGUUCAUGCUCUGUGGCUCUUUACGGAAACUUUAGUUUAUCUGAAUUCAUCUCUGAAUCCCUUUCUUUUACUGUUGGAAAAUCACAGAAGUGAGAAAGGCAGUAAAGGACACAGCCAGGGCGUUUUGUUGUUG
Molecule: messenger RNA, 606 nt
Organism: Pocillopora meandrina
Lineage: Eukaryota; Metazoa; Cnidaria; Anthozoa; Scleractinia; Pocilloporidae
Source: the annotation of a GenBank genome assembly